ACCAAUCGUCAUCUGUGCCCCGCCCCUUCAGCGUACACGGGAGGCAGAACCAGCCAAUCCCUGCCGGGGUGACCUCCGGAAGGGGCAAGAGGCAGAUUCGGCGUGCCUGCGGACCCUGCAAGGGGACCCUGCAGGCGGUGGGAUGUCCUGGUCCGGUCUUCUCCGUAGCCUCAACACGUCCCUAAAUUAUGGCCUAGCCCUGGUCCCGCAGCUCGGGGCCGCCCGCCCCAUGGCCACCCUGAACCAGAUGCACCGCCGGGGGCUACCGAAGUGGCCACCUGCCCCUCCGGGCCCCACGGAGGGCCGGCCGCAGCUGAAGGGCGUGGUUCUGCGCACGUUCAUCCGGAAGCCCAAGAAACCCAACUCGGCCAAUCGCAAAUGCUGCCGCGUGCGGCUCAGCACCGGCCGAGAGGCCGUGUGCUUCAUCCCCGGAGAGGGCCACAGCCUGCAGGAGCAUCACGUCGUGCUCGUGAAGGGCGGCCGCACCCAGGACCUGCCUGGCGUGAAGCUCACCAUCGUGCGCGGCAAGUACGACUGUGGCCACGUGCAGAAGAAGAAGUGACCGCCAGGGCCACCGGCGGCCGGGGCUUCCCCCAGAACGAGAACCUUCCUCUCUGGGUGCCUGUGGAGUCCUUGGGAAGCUAUCCCAGCCCUGGAAGCACCUGGUCCUUGAUUCAAAUCCUGGCCUCGCCUCUUCCAUCUGGAACAAUGCUUGCCUGUGGGGGUUCUGGGUGUGAAUUGGGAAGAGGCACCCCCUGGCCACACCCUUGCCUUCCCUGUAGAGCGGUGGCUCCGGGGGGGGGGGCUCUUCUGUUGGGAUAAGGCCCUGGCUCUGUACUGCCAUCUGCUGGGGAGGAAUGGCAAUAAAAAACGCCCCUACCCCCAUGGUUGUGAUGUGAA
This is a messenger RNA of Neofelis nebulosa (Clouded leopard), 900 nucleotides long. RefSeq names its product mitochondrial ribosomal protein S12 (gene MRPS12). NCBI's taxonomy places the organism in Eukaryota, Metazoa, Chordata, Mammalia, Carnivora, Felidae. The record is from RefSeq and is a predicted model, not a curated record. Bases 143 to 562 code for a protein of 139 amino acids. Gene Ontology annotation, cellular component: ribosome; small ribosomal subunit. The transcript is spliced from 3 exons. Gene Ontology annotation, biological process: translation. Gene Ontology annotation, molecular function: structural constituent of ribosome.